AAGAGCCUGAUCGCCAUCAUAUAUUCAUUUAUUGACACUGGAGUAGUUUCUAAGGUGCGUACUAUCCGUUAACCAUAGUAAUGUAUCUCUAGACUGCACAUUGAAUGUGCGCGAGGGUCCCAAAAAUUACGCGUCCCAGAGGGAGUCGGCCCUCUGGUGUGUGGCGACGCGGUCGGUCUGCCGAAGGCAGCCCAGCGGUGGAGUACCCGGCGUGGCCAACAGGCGUCCUUCGAUACGAAGACCGAAGGAUAACCCUGUGGCUCGCCCGCGAUCUACGUAAACGCCAGCUCGAACGAAACCCUGGGGGAGAACAGCUUAUGACUUUGCAUAGUCGGCAUCAACGCUGCUGCGAGGUAGGGACUACCCUACGGCGUAGAAGCCGGAGAAGACCAAGCUGCAGCGCGAGCACGGCAUCCACCGCCUCCUCCGGCCUCGAGCGCGGUCGAAGACCUGCGCUGUGGUGACGUGAAUCCAAGUGGCCACCCGCCAGUCGUCCUCUCAGAACGUCGGAUUUAGACGACGGCGGCACGCGUGAGCAUGCCAGGCUUCGCCCCGAUCCUUGGGAGGCUGAUUGGCUGACGAGCAACCACCUGGGGAGGUCGGAGGGUGG
Schizophyllum commune H4-8 is the source of this 610-nucleotide messenger RNA. RefSeq lists its product as uncharacterized. NCBI's taxonomy places the organism in Eukaryota, Fungi, Basidiomycota, Agaricomycetes, Agaricales, Schizophyllaceae. The transcript has a single exon. Bases 105 to 464 code for a protein of 119 amino acids. The record is from RefSeq and is a predicted model, not a curated record.